Messenger RNA from Porites lobata, 1250 nucleotides. The record is from the annotation of a GenBank genome assembly. Lineage: Eukaryota; Metazoa; Cnidaria; Anthozoa; Scleractinia; Poritidae.
AUGGCGGACAGCAGGGAAGGGGUUUGUGACUCGUCAGACGAAAGUUCUCAUACGAUUCAAGACUCGACGAGCGAAUAUUCCACAUCCUCUGAAAGCGAAACUGACGAGGAGGAUUUGACCGAAGUAAACGACAUCUUCCGGCGGCCGUAAAAGAUCAAAACCUGCAGAGGGAAAGGCGGCUGCGAAGACCACGCGGCCGCAAAAAAAAAAGAAAAGUAACCGCACUGGACAGCAAAGAGAUAGAGGAUCUUGCCUCUUGGAUUUUUUCUUCAGAUGAAGCAAAGAAAGUGGAACAACAUAUAAGAUCGUCUUUGCUAAAUGAUCCUCGCGUCGAGUCUCGAUCAGAUCGCAAGCAAUUUGCCAAACAUUUGUUAUGCGCCCCUGAAGGGUCAAACUUUGAACUGUUGGUGACAGGGUUUUGUCGAAGGUUUUCAACCUUGGCACAGGAAUCUUUCGCAAGUAAUCUCCAGAGUUACAGAAAAGCGGCUUUUUCGGUUGCCUGGAUGAAACCGUUGACCAAUUUUCAGCCUGGAAAGAUAACUCAGGAGAGAAUGAUAGUUGAACGGCUUUUGCGAAAAGCACCACCUACUAUAUUUUCUGCAGACUGCGUUCAUUCGGUCCGAAGCGUUGUCCACGAAGCUUUCUACGGUAUGAUUCAUGAACACAUUCGUUUAAAGAAAGCGGAAAACGAGGCUGAUGAAGACUCUGCAGGUCAGAGGCGCCGCGAGUUGCCAGAAGAGUCCGAUGACACUUUGUUUAGGUACUGUGGAGCCGCUCUUCAAAGAAUGAUAAAGCUGAGGACAGAAACACUCGCAGGGAAACAAGGACGGGGAGAAUUGUCAAAGGAGAGAAAGCCAGUAUUGGAAAAGGAGCUGGAAAUUCUACGUGAACUCGUUAUGAAGGACAAGUCGGAUAUUUCCAAUAGCCUGAAAAAUUUAGACGAAGGAAAUUUUACAUUCCCCAGGGCUAAACUUAUUCCUUUCUUAAGAUCUCUGGACAGAGAAGUUCGCGAAUACGCAACAGACUCAAACCUUAAAAAAUCUCCGUCGAAGUUUCUGAAGACGUGUCAGAAUGCUGUGUUAAAUAAUGAAAACCUUGAAGCGGAUUUCCGCGUACUUGUUGCAUCUCUUUUCAACUCAGAGUGUGCUACCGAUGUGGAACUUGUGAAUGGUCUUUUUCACGGUGUGAUAUCAAAACUGGCGAACACUCGUAUCAAUGAGUUUAUGAAUGCAAGAAUAGAGAGGGAUCUU